CACACGCACAGGCAGACAAAACACAUUCGUUAUCGCUAUCAGCAUAUUGAACAUUGGCGCCAAUGCCGACGCCGGCUGCCCUCGGCGCCAAUGCAUAAAUUUUUUUUUGCACCAGCGCUAAAAAGUGAUAAAAGUGAAACAUAAACAAAAAAAAAAGCGUUGAUAAGCCGAUGCGCUGCCGCUGCUUACUAUCAAUGCGCCGGUUGUUAUAUGCUACACACAUAUACAUAGAGAUUCCUUCGUGUCGUGUCGCGCCUGCAACAACAAAUUAUUAUCAAGUUAAACUUGUUGAGCGAGUUAAACGCCAAAGAAACUACCAACAAUGGUGAAAAUUUUAAUGCUCUGCCCGCGCACAUCGGCGACAGCGACGCAGCCACUGACCUUUAUUUGACUUUUAGCUGUCUACUGCCUGCCUGCUGCUGCUGCCUGCCUGCCUGCCUGAAAAAAAAGAGACAUUGCCACAAGCAGAGACGUUGCUGCGCUGCUUGGGCUUCUGCUCCUAUUCUCGUUGUUGUUGUUGGAGUUUCUUGCAGUCGCUGCGACGCCGGCAGCAGCACCCAAAGGCAGCGGCGCAGCCUGAGCCCGAAUAUUUAUACACGCAUAUACACAAUUGUAUUUGUGUAGGUAGCAAUAUUCUCGUUGCGCGUGCAAGAGUCGCCACCGCUGCCUCCUCGUUGCUGCUGCUGCCGAAAUUAAAAUUAAUUCAAUAAAAGCGUAAGAGAAUUAUUGAACAUGUGCCAAACGACGAGCAAUUGAAAAUUAUCUUUCAGUGUCGAAUCUUUAGCUAAAAAUGCACUUUCUUCUUCUUCAACUUUUACUUUCGAGCGCUUUACAACAUGAUAAUUAACUUUUGUCACAUACUUAAUUAUUGUUAAACAAUUUUCAAGUGACCAAAUUCGAAAAGGGCAACCUUUCCCCACACACGGAAAAUAUAAAUGUGUGUGUGUGAGCGUGUGUAUGUGUAUGUGUGCGCGUUGAUCAAACUAGCUCCAGUUUCCAUAGAAAACCGAGAAGAGAAGUGUGAAAGGAGCACGUUGAAAUUAUAUGAAUGAAUUGCAUAAAUCACAAGAUAUAUGAGUGAAUUUUUGAGAAAACCCUUCAAACUCUACUUUUCUAAAUAACAAAUAAAAGAAAUGAAUCGACGAUUUUCACGCGUGGAGUCCGGCGCGGACCUGAAGGAUUAUUUCGAUCGCGGCGAUAUUGCAUCGCGCGAGAAUCGCUGGAACUUUGAGGUCGCAUGGGAGGUGGCCAACAAAGUGGGCGGCAUUUAUACGGUGAUCCGGUCGAAGGCCUAUGUCUCCACCGAGGAGAUGGGCGAGCAGCUGUGCAUGAUGGGUCCCUACAAGGAGGCGUGUGCCCGCACCGAAAUGGAGGAAAUGGAAUUUCCACGCGGCAAUCCGUUGCUCGAUGCUGUCAACACGAUGCGUUCGCGAGGCUACAAAAUUCACACUGGUCGCUGGCUUGUCGAUGGCAAUCCGCAGCUGAUAUUGUUUGACAUUGGCUCAGCCGCCUGGAAGCUGGAUCAGUUCAAGUCGGAGAUGUGGGACAAGUGCCACAUUGGCAUACCACAUAUGGAUAUUGAGACAAACGAUGCCAUUAUAUUGGGCUUUAUGAUUGCCGAGUUCCUAGAGGAGUUUCGCAACUGUGCCGAUGGCUACUCGCAACGCAAUGAUCUCAGUGCACCGCGGAUCGUUGCCCACUUUCACGAGUGGCAGGCUGGUGUGGCACUCAUAGUGCUGCGCACCCGUCAAAUCGAGAUUGCCACCGUGUUCACCACGCAUGCGACGCUCCUCGGUCGCUAUCUGUGCGCCGGCAACACCGAUUUCUACAACAAUCUCGAUAAAUUCGCUGUGGACGAGGAGGCUGGCAAGCGUCAGAUCUAUCAUCGCUAUUGCCUCGAGCGUGGCGCCACACAUCUGGCGCAUGUCUUCACCACCGUAUCGGAGAUCACGGGCUACGAGGCGGAGCACCUGCUCAAACGCAAACCGGACAUCAUAACGCCAAACGGCCUGAACGUGAAGAAGUUCUCGGCCAUUCAUGAGUUCCAGAAUUUGCAUGCCGUUGCCAAGGAGAAAAUCAAUGAGUUUGUACGCGGCCAUUUCUAUGGCCAUAUGGACUUCGAUCUGGACAAGACGCUGUACUUCUUCAUUGCCGGCCGUUAUGAGUUUGGCAACAAGGGCGCUGAUAUAUUCAUCGAAUCGCUGGCCCGCCUCAAUGCGAUGCUGAAGCACGAGCGUCCCGACACCACGGUGGUGGCCUUCCUCAUUUUCCCCACUAAGACGAAUAACUUCAAUGUGGACUCGCUGCGUGGCCAUGCGGUCAUCAAGCAGCUGCGCGACACCAUCACCAAUGUGCAGCAGGCGGUUGGCAAGCGCAUGUUCGAUACAUGCGUCAAGGGCCACAUACCCAGUCCCGAUGAGCUGCUCCAAAAGGAUGAUCUGGUGAAGAUCAAGCGCUGUAUGUUUGCCAUGCAACGCGAUACAAUGCCACCGGUUACCACCCACAAUGUGUCAGAUGAUUGGAAUGAUCCGGUCCUAUCGGCGAUUCGUCGCUGUAAUUUGUUCAAUUCGGUGCACGAUCGCGUAAAAAUGGUCUUCCACCCGGAGUUCUUGACUUCAACGAAUCCGUUGUUUGGCAUCGAUUACGAGGAGUUUGUCCGUGGCUGCCAUUUGGGUGUGUUCCCAUCGUACUACGAACCAUGGGGCUAUACACCGGCCGAGUGCACCGUCAUGGGCAUACCAAGUGUGACCACAAAUCUGUCGGGAUUCGGUUGUUUCAUGCAGGAGCACAUCAGUGAUCCCAAAUCCUAUGGCAUCUACAUUGUCGAUCGCCGCUACAUUGGCCUGGAGAACAGCGUCCAACAGCUGUCCAGCUUCAUGAUGGAGUUCUCGCGUCUGAAUCGCCGCCAGCGCAUCAUUCAGCGCAAUCGCACCGAGCGCCUCAGCGAUUUGCUGGACUGGCGUACGCUGGGCAUUUACUACAGACAGGCUAGGGUGAAGGCCUUGCAGGCCGUCUAUCCCGACUAUGUGGACGAGACCUCCACGUACGGUUCUCGCAGCAAUUUGCUGUUCUCACGUCCACAGAGUGAGCCAUCAAGUCCCACGUCGUCACGCCACACUACGCCAGCGCCCUCGGUGCACGGCUCCGAUGACGAGGAGGACUCUGUAGAUGAGGAAACUGAGUUGAAAGAAUUGGGUAUUAAGUAAAUCAGCAACCCAUUGACAUCCCUGGCUUUACGAACACUUCAUACAGCGCAAUAUUACCAUAAGUUUAGUAAUUUUGUUUCAUAUGUUCAAAGGGCACGCAGUCAACAAAUUGGUAACGCCCACAAAGAAACUAUCUACCUUAUUCUGAAACUGUUUUCAAAAACAAAUUUAUAUGCUCAUAUGCAACAGUUAGAACAAUUUGAGUAUAUUUGCAUAAUGGAAAAUUCUAUUUCAUGUUGUUUAGUCUAUAAGCAGAGCAAAUUCCCUUACACCGAACACAAAUUAACAAAACAACAAAAAAAAACACAUAUGUUAUUCAAUCAAAUUAAAUUAUUAUUAUUUACUAUGGUACAAACAAAUCUGCCACACUAAAUGACCUUAUCAAAACAACAGCAUAUAAUUAGAAUGCUCAUUCGCAAUUAGUUCUUUAUUAAAUAUUUACCCAACAAUGCGAAGAAUAUGGCAUAUAUUCUAUAGCUAAUCAGGUAACUGUAAAAGUUACACGCACUAUGUUCAAAAUAACAUAUAUUUGUUUGUGUAUAUGACAAAAUGAAAAAGUUAGUAAACCCCCUCAAGGUAAUCCAAUCAAUGUAGCAACGCCCAAAAUGUAUCGUUAAAUAUACUGCCUCAUAUUGAUUAAUCAACGUUUAAAUAUAAUAUUCUAUUAGCCAGUUACCAAUGCUACUUUA
Drosophila grimshawi is the source of this 3895-nucleotide messenger RNA. RefSeq names its product glycogen [starch] synthase (gene GlyS). Gene Ontology annotation, molecular function: alpha-1,4-glucan glucosyltransferase (UDP-glucose donor) activity. The transcript is spliced from 5 exons. Gene Ontology annotation, biological process: glycogen biosynthetic process. Gene Ontology annotation, cellular component: cytoplasm. The record is from RefSeq and is a predicted model, not a curated record. The coding region runs from base 1134 to 3206 and encodes 690 amino acids. Lineage: Eukaryota; Metazoa; Arthropoda; Insecta; Diptera; Drosophilidae.